This is a messenger RNA of Platichthys flesus (European flounder), 2598 nucleotides long. RefSeq names its product copine-9-like. Gene Ontology annotation, biological process: cellular response to calcium ion. Gene Ontology annotation, molecular function: calcium-dependent phospholipid binding. Lineage: Eukaryota; Metazoa; Chordata; Actinopteri; Pleuronectiformes; Pleuronectidae. Bases 163 to 1905 code for a protein of 580 amino acids. The record is from RefSeq and is a predicted model, not a curated record. The transcript has 21 exons. Gene Ontology annotation, cellular component: plasma membrane.
CACCGUCAGCAGCAACUAUUACUACAAACGGCUCCGGCUGCUUCAGUCUCUCAUCCAGCUGUGGAGCCAACACAGAGUGUUUUUUAAAGCUGUGCUAUAAAUCCAAACUUCGAGGAUUGAGUGAUUGAUUGAUAGACUGAGUGAUUAUAGAAAGCCUGAGCCAUGGCGACAAUAGGAGAUUUCGACCCACUCAACUCCAUCGUACCUGCUACAAAGAUUGAAGUCACCGUCUCCUGCAGAAACCUGUUAGACAUGGACACCUUCUCGAAGUCAGACCCGGUGGUGGUGUUGUACCUUCAAGGCCUGGGGACCAAGGAGUGGAGAGAGUUUGGUCGGACCGAGGUAAUCGAUAACACGCUGAGCCCCGACUUUGUGAGGAAGUUUGUCCUUGAUUACUUCUUUGAAGAGAAACAGAACCUUCGCUUUGAUGUGUACAAUGUGGAUACCAGGAGCUCCAACCUUUCAAAACACAAGGACUUUCUGGGUCAGAUGUUCUGUACGUUGGGGGAGAUCAUCGGCUCGACUGGAAGCAGGUCUGAAAGGACGCUCUCUGGGAUUCCCGGAAAGAAGUGUGGAACCAUCAUCUUCACAGCCGAGGAGCUAAGUAACUGCCGGGACAUAGCGACCAUGGAGCUCUGUGCCAACAAGCUGGACAAAAAGGAUUUCUUCGGCAAGUCUGACCCUUUCCUUGUCUUUUACCGGAGCAAUGAGGAUGGGACGUUCACCAUCUGCCACAAGACUGAGGUGAUCAAGAACAAUCUGAAUCCUGUUUGGCAGUCGUUUACCAUCCCUGUAAGAGCACUCUGUAAUGGAGACUAUGACAGGACAGUGAAGGUGGACGUGUAUGACUGGGACCGAGACGGGAGAUGUAGACACUUGAUCUAUCCCUGUCUUUCUUCCAGUCAUGACUUUAUCGGGGAGUUCACUACCAGCUAUAGAGAACUGUCCAGAGGCCAGAGUCAGUUCAAUGUCUACGAGGUUUUAAAUCCUAAAAAGAAAGGCAAGAAGAAGAAAUACAUCAAUUCAGGGACGGUGACCUUGCUGUCUUUCAAAGUGGAGUCAGAAUACACAUUUGUCGACUUCAUCAGAGGAGGGACACAACUCAAUUUCACAGUGGCCAUAGACUUCACAGCAUCCAACGGGAACCCAUCCCAGCCCACCUCACUGCACUACAUGAGUCCAUACCAGAUGAAUGCAUAUGCCAUGGCUCUAAAAGCUGUAGGGGAGAUCAUUCAGGAUUACGACAGCGACAAACUCUUCCCAGCAUAUGGCUUUGGAGCUAAACUUCCCCCAGAUGGCAAGAUCUCUCACGCCUUCCCCCUGAACUCAAAUACAGAAAACCCAAACUGUGUGGGGAUCGAGGGGGUGCUAGAGGCAUAUUUCCAGAGUCUGAGAACAGUUCAGCUGUAUGGUCCAACCAACUUUUCCCCGGUCAUCAACCAAGUGGCUCGAUGUGCGGGAGAAAUAACUGACGGCUCCCAGUACUUUGUGCUGUUGAUGAUUACAGACGGUGUCAUCUCAGACAUGGAUCAGACCAAGGAGGCUGUGGUGAAUGCAGCCUCCCUGCCCAUGUCUAUCAUCAUAGUAGGAGUGGGUCCUGCUGAGUUUGAUGCUAUGGAGGAACUGGAUGGGGAUGAGGUCAGAGUUUCCUCCAGGGGGCGCUUAGCUGAGAGAGACAUCGUCCAGUUCGUUCCUUUCCGGGACUACAUCGACCGCUCAGGCAACCAGGUCUUAAGCAUGGCCCGUCUGGCCAAGGACGUCCUGGCAGAGAUCCCCGACCAGCUGCUGUCCUUCAUGAAGAGUCGAGGGAUUGAACCCCGCCCCCCCUUACCUGUCACCUCAGAAUCCCCUUCAAUGUCCACCACCAGCUCAAUCACCACCAAGGAACACAACAUGCAUGCCUGAAAAUUAGGGCAUGUUUGAGUGUGUGUGCGCAUGUGUGUUCUGCAUGGUUUCCAGGGGUUGUUGAGAGGAACCGGGUCAGGCUUGUUUUCACGGUGUACUUAAAGGGACAACUUUCAGAAGAGAAAGGUCCCUGUUAUAAAAGUGUAUGUGUUAAGGAUUCUUCUGACAAGAUCUGGAUCACAAGUGUAGAAAAAGUGCAGUUUUGAUCUUUUUAAUGUUUCUCGUUCUGUUUUCUGUCAGCUCCUGUCACUAUACUCAGUCACACACAGCUGCAUUUAAAUGUCAUUUGGCUGUUUUUCCUCAGUCACUGAUUAACUAUUUAUUUUUAUGAAAACUUUUCAACUGCUGAUGUUGAUUCUCCAAUCCUCCUUUAUUAAUUUCUUGGUCUGUCUGCUCUAAAAAUGAAUCCUGAAGUAGCCGACAAUGUGCUUUCUAUCAAUUGCAGAGAAAGACAUAAUGAAGAAAGAUGUCCCUUUCCUUGCUUAUUAAUUCCAAGGGCAUUUCAAAGGCUUGACGGUAACACAGGAAACUGACAUUUUUUUGAACAGAAAUGAUAUCCUUUCCUUGUCGUGGCGACUCAAGAGCAGGGGACACCCGUUUUUUUUAUUAGAUCGUGAAAGUAUAUGCUGUAUAUUAUUCUAUGCUGAAGAUGACAUUCAAAUGUUUUCUUUGACAUUCGUAAUGAAUGCUCUA